This is a messenger RNA of Closterium sp. Naga37s-1, 2316 nucleotides long. Lineage: Eukaryota; Viridiplantae; Streptophyta; Zygnematophyceae; Desmidiales; Closteriaceae. The record is from the annotation of a GenBank genome assembly.
AUGGGCUCGACAGACCAUAGAGCAGCAGGCAUGGAGGGGGGGAUUGGAUCCGUGUGGGGAGCACGACUACACUCCUGGGCCAUAGAGCAGCAGCCAUGGAGGGGGGGAUUGGAGCCGUGUGGGGAGGACGACUACACGCUCUCCCCCUCCAACCCCGCGCACGUCACCGGGAGGAUACCAGAGGCGCUGCAGGGCACGCUGUACCUCUGUGGGCCGGGGCGGAUUCGUGUGGGCGGGACCAAGUUCAGUCACUGGUUCGAUGGCGAUGGCAUGGCCUACGCCUUGCAUCUGGACGGCCCAAACGGUACAGCAAGGUUUGUCUGCAAGUGGGUGCGCACAUCAGCCCUGGAGCAGCGGGGCGGACCAGAGUUGGAAGCAGGGGAGGGGAAGGGGGAGGACACGGGGAUACGCGUGAAGGGUACGUGGACACAGGCCACUGCAGGAGGGCUGCUAAAAAACGUUGGGCUGCCAGCUAACCCCGUCAACACCAGCAUCAUCCACUUUGCAGGCAAGCUGCUGGCGCUGUGCGAGGGAGGGCCGCCAUUCCUCCUGGACGCACUCUCGCUGAGCACGCUCGGCCCCUACUCCUUCCCCAACCUGGCUCUGCCCUUCUUCUCCGCCCACCCCAAGCUCGAUCCCGCCACUGGAGGUGAGUGGCAAGCAGGUGAGCGGCGGCAAGAAGGCGAGCAGCAGUGUGAUAUGCGUGGGGAGCUCACCAGAGGUGGCUCUCGUGCACGACUAGCUGUACAACUUUGGCAGUGUGCUGUUCGGCAUGCAGCCAUUCGCAAUUGCAGCAGAUGGGCAGAACACGCGCAUGGGCGCACUGCAGGGCUCGCCAGAGGUGGCUCUCGUGCUUCCCACCCGCCCCCAAUCCCAUCCCAUCCCCCUUCUCCCUUCCAAAACUGUCCCAACUCCCGUUCUGCCCCCACCGCUGCUUGUCCCCACACACCUCCCGUACCUGUCCUCUCUUCCUGCCCUCCUUCCCCACGCCACACUCCACCAGAGCUGUACAACUUUGGCAGUGUGCUGUUCGGCAUGCAGCCAUUCGCCAUUGCAGCGGACGGGAAGCACACGCGCAUGGGCGCGCUGCAGGGCUUGCCAGAGGUGGCUCUCGUGCACGACUGUGCCAUGUCAUCACGCUUCCUCGUCUUCACCAUCCCUCCCUACGCCGCCUCUGCUGCCGACGUCGCUCAGAUGCUAGCAGGGCAGCAGCCGCUGGGCAACAGGUUAACGUACGAUGAGACAAAGCCCACGAGGGUGGUGGUGGUGGUGGGCAAAGAGAGUCUGUCAGUGGAGGUGCAAAUGGACGUGUGGCCGCCCUUCUCCAACUACCACUUCUGCAACGCCUAUGAGGAGGGUGACAAGCUGCACGUGCUGCUUACCGUGCUGGUGAGUCGUCACAAGCUGCAUGGCAGCGCAGCAACCAGUGCUCUGACGGGCCUCGUGAUGGGCUGGAGGGAGUGUUCAAGGACAUGUAUGGAGAAUCAUGGCAGCGCGGCAACCAGUGCUCUGUGUGAUUUUCAUGUUUGUGUGCAUUCUUUCCCUCGACCACCCCUUGCUCGCCUCCCUUCCUACCAGGAUGGGCCACGGGAUGGGUUGGAGGGGGUGUUCAAGGACAUGUAUGGAGAAUCAUGGCAGCGCAGCAACCAGUGCUCUGUCUGGGAGCUUGUCUUUGACACCACCACCUGGGAACUCCUCUCCCGCCGCCGAGCCAUGCAUUCCGAACCUGGCACACGAGGUCCGGUGCUAGGCAUGGAGUUUGCCGUGGUUAACCCGGCUUACACCAGCAGAAAGAGCAGGUACCUGUAUGUGCUGGGGUCCAUGCCAGAGAGGGAUAGGGAGGAGCUGUGGAGAAACGGCGAGUUGGGGGAUGGCGUGUGGUAUGGAGGAGCAGGAGUGAAGGGCGAGGAGGACGGGGAGGGUGAGGAGGGAGCGGAGGGAGAGGAGGGGGAGCAGGAGGGGGAGGGAGAGGGUGAGGAGGAGGAAAGGAAGAAGAUGGCUGAGUAUGGGUACUUGAACUGUAUCCAGAAGUACGAUCUGAAGACAAAGCAAGUGACCACUCACGUCACGCCACCCGGCUGCUACGUCAACGAGUGCAGCUUCGUUCCGAACAGUGGCACUGAAAGCGAGGACGCCAGUAAGGAGGAUGACGGGUAUCUGGCAACGUUUGUGUAUGAUGCAACGCGGCACAAGUCGCAUGUGGUGGUGCUUGAUGCCAGGGAUGUGGUCGCACCCCCGGUAGCAGUGGUGCAUUUGCAGUCACAUGUGCCAUACCAUUUCCACGGCACCUGGGCUGGCAAGGCUACCAUGCUGUGA